UGCAGCAGAUUGCCCGGUUCAUGUUAUUCUCCGACGCCCCUUCUUCAAACAAAGGGUGGAGAGAACGAUGGUGCUAUGUGAAGUUGGACGAGAACCCAUUCCCGAUGGAGUUGCGGCAUCGUUUCCGGCGGCAUAAGAAGGUGCGGAGUGCUGCCCUCGAGAAAGCUGGCAUGACCUUGGCCGAAAUCCCGGAGGGACAGAACAAGAAUAUAACCAUCAAGGACUGCACGCUUGAGAAGGACCUGUAUUCCCUCGGGUUUCGGCGGUACCGUUUUAUCGGGGAGACUGAUGAGAAGUAUCCGUUGUUUGACGGAGCCUUCGGGGGUUCAGGAGGUAGUAGCCGAGGGAUCUCAAAUUUAGUACUUAGUAUUCUUUUUUUUUUGCUUUGGUGUAGUUGUUAUUUUAUUGUUGAGCCAUCAGCCUAACCCUUUAUUGUUUUGCAGGUAUCCCGGUGCUCAGAAUGAAUGUCAAAGGCCUUGCACGCUUGAAGAAUAAAUCUGUCAAGGAUCCGAAGGAGGCGGAUGCGGGCAGUCAGAAGCCCGUAUGUGCCUUUUUCAAGAAGGGCGGUGAUGUUGCUGCCACGAAGAGGAAGGCUUCGGGCAAGGGUAAGGCUCCUGAGGGGAAAAAGCCUAAACAGGGAGACGCUAAGGAGGAAGAUCCCCCGGUCGUGAUUGUGGAUGAGCAUCCGAUGGAGACAGUGGCUCCCAGCCCCCCUCAAGCACAGGAGGAUGGAGGGGGCCUGCCCCGGGAGGAUAUAAGUUUCUCCCUCCUGAAGGGUACGGCCAUAGUCCAUGGCAAUGUGGACCUGAGGGAGUUCCUUCAGGGUGUGACGCCUCCGUUGGACAAGGGAGCUCUCGGUAGGCUCGAUGAUGCAGCCCUCGAGUCCAAGAUCCUCCAGUCCUCGCUUACUGCAUGCAUAGCCCUCGGCGAGCAUGCUCGCAGGUUUGAUGAGUGGCGCCUUCAGAGGGCACAGGAGGAGGAGAAGGUGAAGAAACUGGUCCACGACAACUCCGAAGCUGUGAGGCUGAUGUCGAAGUUGGAGGAGGACCUUCGGCAGAUGAAGCUGAAGUUGGAGGCAGCUGAGAAGAGCAAAGCUGAUGCCGAGAGGGCCGCUGCUGAAGAAGCCAAGAAAGCCGCCGAGGGGGCUGAGGAGGCCAAGAAGAGAGCAGUCGAGCUUGCCCGGGAGGCCUUCGUCACCGAGGGCUGGAAAGCAGAGGAAUGCAAGGAAUGGAUGUCCUCGGUCGUGGCAGCGUCCGUCGAUGAAUGGUGCGAGGGCCCUGGGGAAGAAUGGCUGGCCCGAAAGGGCAAAGAAUACUAUGAUGGGGGCGAGUUCUUCACCCAGGCCCUCAUCUAUCGGAGGAUGGCCCCGCACCUGAACAUUGAGCCGAAAGAUUUCGAUCCUUCGGCCUAUGGUCUUCCCCUUCUUCAACCGGAUGUCCGUGAACCCCUUCCCUUAGGCGUAAAGAGGCCCGACCUGGAGGACACUGAGCUGAUGAAGGAAGUUGAUGAUGAAGAGGUCGUUGGUGAUGAGGUCACCUCCAGGCCUGCAGAAAAGGGCGUCCCCCUAGCUGAUAAUGUCUAACUUGUACUUGUAAACUUUUCGAACAAUUUUUGUAGUGUAAACAUUAAUAUGCCCUCGGCUUCGGGCAAUUCUGUAACCAACACUUUUACUUUCCCUUUUUUUUAAUGAAUGCAUGAUGCCUCCGGGCUUUUUGGUAUUUGGAUGUACUUCUUGUUCCUUUGUUUGUUCUUUCACAAAUGAAUGUCCUGCGUGUUUUCCUUCCUUUGCGUAUGAAUGUGUGUUGGUUUUGUGGCUUGGUCGAGGGGCCCACUUCUAGGACUUAGGAAAUUUUCCGAAGUUUAGUGCAUCGUGUAGCCCUCGGCUACUAGGCCCC
Cuscuta europaea is the source of this 1895-nucleotide messenger RNA. The record is from the annotation of a GenBank genome assembly. Lineage: Eukaryota; Viridiplantae; Streptophyta; Magnoliopsida; Solanales; Convolvulaceae.